Molecule: messenger RNA, 1911 nt
Organism: Lineus longissimus
Lineage: Eukaryota; Metazoa; Nemertea; Pilidiophora; Heteronemertea; Lineidae
Exons: 5
Coding region: 299-835 (178 amino acids)
Source: RefSeq, a predicted model, not a curated record
GAUAUUGUUGAUCUUUGUACAAGGUCUUGUGGAGCGUAUUGGCAGAUAUGAAUUGUGAUUGGCUGAUCAGAUGAGUAGGCAGUAUGCGAGACAGAAUAAAUAAACAGGCGAACACAUCUGUUGAGUAGAAUUCAAGUGUUCAUUGACCAGAUCGUAUUUACUACUAGACAGACGACUAUAAAAUUUAACAAGUUUGUGUAGUGAAAUUUCUCAAGGGCAAGCAGUAUCUGACCAGGAUUAAGAGAAGUAAAAAGACUACGGAAUCUAUCCCUUGAUUGAUUCUACUGGAAACAGCACCAUGGACAACAUCAUAAUGACUGAUCAGUAUAUUGACACCACAGACUACGAUCAAGACGACUGGAACAUAAUUCUUGAGCAAGUCCACAAGGAUAAUAAAGAUAUUUGCAGCUCGGACAAGAAGAUCCACCUGAGUGCCAGGAACGUUCCCAGCGCAUGGCGGUAUCUGAAAGUGGAACUCAACACCAAGACAGUGAGCGCCACAGGGACUCAUGAUGAUCCAGCGACAAUAUGGAAGUGUGACAAAUGGUCUGACGGCAGUCUUCAGUUCAUCACGGACAUGACUCCCAACUUCAUCAUGUACAUUUGUAAUUGGCAGCUUAUGGCACGGAAACGAGACAAGAAAACAGACGACAAAGAUGACCAAACCAAAUUUAUACCCUAUUUUCUGGACCAGAACCACUGCACACUGGAGUCUAAAGGUACACGCGGAGUGUACCUGGCAUUUGACGACACCGGCCGGUUCAAGAACCAGCGAGAUGGACAAAUUGACAGCAAUGACAAACAUCUUCUCCUGCAAAUUUUCAAACCGACAUGAACACAAAUUUCUCAACUCGUCUUUAGGACUUCAGACUUGUGGGCCACCAAGAAUGUUCUUUAACUCUAACUACAUUUCUUAAAAAGAACUGUCCAAUUAAUGUUUUUCUCUCAAAAAGCAAAAUUGGGGCUGAUAAAGCCAGACGAUAUUCUAAUAGAUUUGUCUUUUAGUUUUAACCCGGUCAUGUUUUUGUCUUCAAAUUUUGAAGACAACGAGAAGGCAGCAAUAUCAUUUAGGGAUCAUCUCAAAAGUUUUCAUGUACACAAAAUCAUCCAUCACGACCAUUUUUCAAAACUCAAUUUUUCAAUACCAAGCGCACAAUACAUUUUCACUCAGACAUACAUGUAUCAGCACAGGUCAUCCAAACACCACUGAAGUCUCCAAUUCUCAUGUUUUUGGUUCCAUAAACUGACCAGGGUACGGUUCCAAAGACUGCAUGUUGUGACAUGCAUGAACGGCCAACACAUUAUCAUAAUUUUGGCAUCUUUCAGUGCUUGCUGCAUGUUGUGUUAUUAACUGUGUAAUUUUAAAUGUAUCAUUUCUCAGUUUGAUGUUCAUAUAGAACCUUCAUUCUGUAAAUAUUUAUUCUCCUGAAGAUUUAACACAGGUGCUAUCAUCACCUUGCCUGGGAAAUAUACCGAUCUCAAACAUCAUCUAUCUUCUUAGACGUGUUCUCCACACCACCAUAUGAUUGAAACUAUGGUACGAGAUUCCUUAGGAAUGGGGUGGAGAACACCGAUCAUCAUCAACUACAAUGUAAGAUGUGUUGUCCACACCAUCCGAGCGACUGAAACUACGGGAUUCCCUUGAAAUGGGGUGGAGAUCACAGGUCACCAUCAAAUACAAAGUAAGGUGUGUUUUCCAAACCAACUGACUAGAACUACUUGAGGUUGGAACAGCUGAAAGGUUACAAUUCUACUUUUUCUGCAGUUAGAGGAGUUUCUUGUAUGAACCGUGACCGAGUAAUUGAAUGAGGUUAUGUAUUUAAAUGCUAAAUUGUUCAGUAUGUUUUGUCUUAGAUUCCAUAGAAUAACAUCCAAAUAAACGAAUAAAAUGAGAAAAGAAUUUUUGUUUUC